ACUCCUCUUACAGCGUGAUAGCCUAUAGCCUAAAAGUUCAUAGCCUACAUGUGAAUUUAUCUUUGUCCCUGACAAAGAAAUGUAAAGAAAGGGUUAUCCUACAGACCAUCGAAUAUCUUGGAGUACUCUGAUUCGGAGUACUCUGAUUUGAAAUCUCGCUCAAGAUUAUGGGGCACAGACACUGGAGGCUCUCGAUUCUAACAUCUGUUCUUCUGUCGCUUCUAUUUCAGGUCAGUGCAUUCACUCCUACAAGUAAUUUUUGUAAGUGGUGUGAUCAAUCCAAUCCUGUCUGUGAGGACAACAUCUGCAUGAGUAACUGUAACUUCAGCUCCUUCUGUACGCUGGCUGAAGAAGUCUGCGUGGCUAUAUGGAAGAAGGUGAAUGAGAGUUUGACUGUACAAACUCUGUGUCAUAAUCCACGCCAUGCACUGGAGAACACAGUGCUGUCUAAUGACAGCUCCUCUGAAUGCGUGAUGACUCCUGUGCCCUCUGAGAAGAGUAUGCUCUACCUUUGCAGCUGUAUCAAAGAGCAAGACUGCAAUGACAAGCUCAUCUUUGACAAAGGAACAAAUGGUUUUUCCAGGCUCAAAAGUAAAGACGUGAUUCCAGUAGUUGUAAUAAGCCUGGUUCCUUUACUCCUGGUAGCUGUCAUUGCUGCUAUGGCCUUCUAUCUCUACCGUACACGCCAGCAGAACAAACAGCCCAAAGACUGGCCCCCAAAGCGCACUCAUUACCAGUCCCUCAAACCACCAGAUGGCUGCAUUCGUGAAGCCAAUGGCAUCGACUACCAUGGCAAGCUUCUGUCACUCAGUAAUGACGCAAAUUCAGACAUGUCAUCAAGCUGCGCAAACAGCUUAAACCACAACACAGAGCACCUACCCAUCCAGCUGGAGGCGCUAGUAGGUAAAGGGCGAUUUGCUGAGGUGUGGCGUGCACAACUCAACCACAGUGAAUGUGGCCAAUAUGAAACAGUGGCAGUGAAAAUUUUUCCUGCUGUGGAGUAUGCCUCAUGGCGCAAUGAGAGGGCCAUCUUCUCUGAUGCCAACUUAAAACAUGAGAACAUUGUACAGUUUCUCACAGCAGAGGAGCGUGGUGGUACAGCUAGUACCCCCCAGAGGCAGUACUGGCUCAUCAUGGCCUAUCAUGCCCUGGGUAACCUGCAGGACUUCCUAGCCAGCCAUGUCCUCAGCUGGACCGAGCUUUGUGCAAUGGCUGGCUCGGUGGCACGAGGACUAGCACACCUACACAGUGACACCACUCUCAGUGGCAUGUCAAAAGUGCCCAUAGCUCACCGCGACCUGAAGAGCAGCAACAUUGUGGUGAAAAGCCCCAGAGAGUGUGUAUUGUGCGACUUUGGCUUGGCUCUGCGGUUGGAUCUAACGCUCACUGUGGAUGACUUUGCUAACAGUGGACAGGUUGGCACUGCACGCUACAUGGCUCCAGAAGUCCUAGAAUCUCGAGUGAACCUAGAGGACUUGGAGUCCUUCAAACAGAUGGAUGUCUAUUCCAUGGCCCUGGUGCUGUGGGAAAUGGCCUCUCGCUGUGAUGUCAUAGGAGAGGUGAAGAAUUAUGAACCUCCAUUUGGUUCAAAGGUGUGUGAGCAGCCAUGCGUGGACAGCAUGAGGGAUCUGGUGCUGAGGGACAGGGGUCGUCCUGAUAUCCCACCUAGCUGGACAAUACACCAAGGAAUGAAGCUACUGUGUGCCACUAUCACAGAGUGCUGGGACCAUGACCCAGAGGCGCGUCUGACAGCACACUGUGUGCUGGAGCGCUUCAAUGCGCUGACCCAAGAGGAGUUGGAGAGUACCACAAUCACCGUUCUUCUUCCUAGCUCCACAGAGCAGCCAGAGUCCUGUCUCGCCUCUCCCUGCAUGGAGCACAGCACUGGGAGCUCACCAACAUCUCCAUCCCAUCCACAAGCUCCUACUACAGCUGCAACCCAGGAUACUGGCCCCAUCAGGCAACUGAGUGAAGUGUGACCACUCCCAAAGGCCUACAAGACAGACUUAUUUUUGUAUACCAUAUUGGUUCAAUAUGUGGAGCUGGUCUCCAUUGGUUUCUUAUUAUUGUUUAUCUAAAUAUCAGCUUUUGUUUUGGUGCAAAAAGAAUUAAUGAACAUAUUAUACGACUGAACAAGGACUGAAGAAUUCCAAGUAAGAAAAUAUAGCUUCUGACUUUGAGUUUAUCCCAUUCCCAUAACUUCUUAGUUCUUCGGUAGACUGCUCCUGCAAAAGGGGUAUGUUGCCCUCAGUCAGCAGCAUGUGAACCACAUUUUGGGGUAGCAAUUUAAGCUUCAGUCUUCGGCACCCCAGCAGAUAUUUAAAAUACUAGUUUUACAGACUGCAAUAUGCCAGUCUUAAAUGAUCCUGAAUGAGAGAUGGAAAGUUAAUGUAGCAGGAGCAAGGGACAGGGACCUCACUGUGCUAGCAUAGUUUUCCAAAAACUGUUUACCACACAUCAUUUUCUCAUUUAAGAUUUUUCCAUUGCCCUCUGAGUUGCUUUCUUUUAACAACACUGUGGUCUUCCCAUGAGCUUGGCUUUUAGAGGGUUUCAAUUUGAUUAACCACAGGCCCUAAAGUAAGUAUAUGUGUCAAAGGCCCAACACACUAGUGGAACAUUUUUUUCAAAUGAAAGAAAGUCAGAGUUUUAUCAUUUCUCUAAUUUGAUCAGUGCUCAUACGCAUUUCUUUAUGGAAACAAUUCUUAGCUCUUUUGCAAUCUGCUAUGGACUUGAGGUUUACAAUCAUUCAUAUGCCAAGCUUCUUUAAUUGGUGACUUGCCAUUUUCAGUUAAUACUAACUUGUCUAACCCAGUGGGGUCAUACACUCAUAUACCCAGAGGUCAUGGGAAGAGUUUGCACUAGAUUUAGAUCAUAAACAAUUAACUAAUCAAAGCACUCUUUAUUGUUUUAGAUAUUCACCCAGCCAAUUUCUCAUUAGAAAGCUAACAUGCCUGAGUAAAAGGACAUGUACCAAUUAGGAGACAUGGGAUGCCAAUUAACUUGUCCUGACUUUGUUUUUGUGUGAAAUUAAAUUCAGUACAUUUCCCAAGAGUCAGAGGACAAAGUCCUUUGAUGACAAGGGCAGAGUAUCACUAA
Electrophorus electricus (electric eel) is the source of this 3096-nucleotide messenger RNA. RefSeq names its product transforming growth factor beta receptor-like (gene tgfbr2l). Gene Ontology annotation, cellular component: plasma membrane; signaling receptor complex. Gene Ontology annotation, biological process: cellular response to growth factor stimulus; protein phosphorylation; cell surface receptor protein serine/threonine kinase signaling pathway. Gene Ontology annotation, molecular function: metal ion binding; ATP binding; transforming growth factor beta receptor activity, type II. Lineage: Eukaryota; Metazoa; Chordata; Actinopteri; Gymnotiformes; Gymnotidae. The record is from RefSeq and is a predicted model, not a curated record.